Messenger RNA from Dermacentor albipictus, 1606 nucleotides. Lineage: Eukaryota; Metazoa; Arthropoda; Arachnida; Ixodida; Ixodidae. The record is from RefSeq and is a predicted model, not a curated record.
UUGGACAUUAGUGCUUUCGCAUUCACAACUUGUAAAAAGGGCUUGAUUUUCUUUGUGUUUCAGGAUUGCAGUCAUCUUGUAGCAUAUGGGGAAACUGCCGAGUCAUUGAGGCUGCACAAUGAAUGGCUACAAGACAAUGCUGGCUGCCAAGAUGAAGAGGCAGUAAGGCCGAGGCUGCUUGCAACAGCAAGAGAGAGGCAUGAUCAACUUCGCAGCCUUACGCUGUCAGAUGCUCUGUUGCUGUUCCCCUUUCUGGCAACUGAGGCAUCGCUUCUCGUGGAGUUUGACCUACUUUUCCAAAGAAACGUGAUGGAGGCAAUGGAGAAUGGCUGCAAGCAGCUUGGUUACACUAUUCUGAGCUUUGGAGAGCCAGAAGAGAUUGUGGCAUUUUCCGAAGUGGGAUCCGAGGAUGCUGUUCUGGCAGUUCUGCAGUUUGUAGCAAAGCGCUGCAAGGAGCCCAUAGAUAGCAUCAUUACGCAGGAAGAAGCCCCGCUGACCCCGUGUCUGGUGCAGGAUGAAGGAUUUGCACUGCACAUCGACAAGCAACUAGUGUUUCAAGUCUCCUCGCUGCUUUCGGGAGUAGCCUGCCUCUUUGCAUCCUUUUGGGUGUUUCAUGUGGAAUACCCACGAAAGGCGCACAAAAUGUUAACAUUCAUAGAACAUGCAUUUCUGAACUUAACGCACACAAAGCCGCGCGUCAAAGCUCUUCAACUAAUCAAUUUUUUCAGAGGCCAUGCAGACUCCCUGGAAGAGCCAUAGGCUACUAACCAGUGGCCACACUCAUGGCCUAAUAAACUUCUUUGCAGCCGAUUCUUGUGUAGUUUCACAGCCCAAAUGAUGCUUUGGUCCAAGGGCUGGGCAAUCUGAUGUGUUAGGAAGCAGAAAUGCUAACUUCGCAGCUGCAAAGUUAUCUAGUGUGGUGUGCGCCGAUGCAUUUAGGAUAACUGCAAUUCUGUUCGUCGCUGCAACAUAGUGGUCAGUGAGGCGCAUGUACGCCUCAAAAAGCUUUGCAGUCCAUGCUUUUGUAUUGCUGCAGUAGACAAGUCUAGACGGCAGUUGGGUGCUUUUCAAACAUCUUGGCAUGGCUGACUUCCCAAUCACAAGAAAUGAUUCACAUCGAAUGCAACUGAAAUCCUGUCAUUGGCAUGCUUACCGCCAGUGCAUGUGUCGUCAUUGAAUGCAGGCAUUCUGUCUAGUAGCAGCUUGAAGAGCGCAGACUCAUUCGUGUUAAAGAUAUUGUUGGGUGCGCAGUCCAUCAAGAUGUGCCUCAGCUGACCAUUUCGCCAUGUUUCUGCAUCCUCUGUGUUGCCAAUGGCAUCUUCUCCUGAAGUGGUCAUGUUUAUGCCGUGCCUCACUUUAAAUUCACCAGCCAGCUGUUGCUGCAUAUGAAGUGGUUCAGCUGCGAAGUGAAAACCGGGGCCUUCUCGGCAAGUAGGGGUUGCAAAAAGACAGUGGACGUUAAACUGCCUCAAUACUGUAAUACUUCAAUCAUAAUAUGGUCGUCAAGCUUAAGUUAUUGCUUGUGUUUUGUAAUAUUGUUGCCUUGCACACAAUUGUUUUCCUAGUUCUUUUUGUGCUGUUUGCCACAGUUUAUUUUAAAAAUAUG